UCAAAUCUCUCUCAUGGUUUCAACUUUGGACUUUCUCUGGGUUGUUUCUGUGUGUGUUUUUCUAUUUUUUAUGCGUAAGACUUGCAGAGAUUGUCUAAUCAGUGUCCUUUUGUCGAUGUUUUUCUCCGAGGAAGAAUUUUUCCAUUUCGUUUUCUUGCUGCAGGAGAGAUCCAAGUGGCUCUGGAACUUUAUCUGUUGUUGAUUUGUUUUCCUGGACUCUUCUGAUUUUUCCCCAUUUUAGAUCUUGAUCUGCCAGUUCGUGCUGUACUGUUCCAGGUUUUGACUUCACGAACUGCUUGGUUUGCACUGCACUGUGUCCUGCGAUCCGACUAAAACUGUUUGGUUUCCCUGUCGAUUUUUGCAAUAAUUUUUGAAUUUUAUUUGAUUUUCCGAAUGACUCCAAUCCUCGCAAAACAGACUUGUUCGAUUCUCGUUGUUCAUGCACGCGCGGAAUCAUCGUGACUCCGCAACCGCCGCCUCGCUGGCCAUGUGCGCCUUUCCGAGAGAAAAAAAGGGGCGAUUUUUUUCGAUCAGCAAUGUCCCCAAAAUUCGGAAGCCCUAAUUUCCGGUUCAAAUUUGAAAUCCCCUAUCCGUGAUUCUCUUCCUAAAUCUCGGCGCCUCGAGGCCUUACCCCUCGUCGCCGUGAUGCGCUGCGCAGGGUCAGGUGAGAGCUACAGGCUCGCUGAGAUGGACUUCGAGUACGUCCCCGCGUCCCCCGGCAGCAGGUGUGUGGGCGAGUCGGCGGCCCGGCGGCGGCAGCGCCGCCUCUUGUCACCGUCGCUGAGGGCCUACCUCACGCCGGCCUUCGACGCCGUGGCAGCCGGCGAGGGCGGCCUGUCCGGGUACUCCUCCUCGUCGUCCUCGGGCGGGCUGGACCUCGGGUUCGACGCCUCGCUCCUCCGCUACCGCCGCGCCUGCUUCGCCGCGUCCGCGGACCUGGAUAGCCGCCUCCUCCUCUACUCCCCGCAGUCAGCGCCACCGCAGCCGCCGCCGCAGGUGAGGGCGGCGUACCCGGCGGCAAACGAUGGGGUUUGGGUCGCUGGCGGCAGCCGCUACGGCUCCAAACCUGAGGGCGGCGGGUUUACUGGUACACCAGGUUUUCAGGAUUUCAUCUCGCCAUGGCAGACAAGUGCCGAUCUUCCUACUGCAGCUCGAGGCGCUUCCAACCCCAUCAAGCUAGCAGCCGACCUCCGAUCACCAGAAGGCACCAUCCUAGCAGCCAAGGCAGAGCUUUCGACACCAAAGCUGGAAGCUACACCUUCAGCUCAGGCGACAUCUGCAGAGCCAGAACAAACCGAGGAGGACGAUGACCGCAUAACUAAAGCUCUUUAUUGUCACAGUGGUAAACGCAGGCUGCCCAUUUUCAGGGAAAUCUGCCCGGAAUGAGUACAAGUCCAUCCUCAACAUGGAUAUUCGAUUCCCUUCGCCCUGUAUAUCCUGUGUACUGUCCUGUGUUCAUAGGCCUCGUAUGUAGUAAUUACUCGGAAGUCUGGACGAUUAUUUCUAGUUUCCUAGGGGAGAAUCUCUCUUCUCUUGAGCUCUUCUUUAAGCGAGGAAAUUAUGCUAUACUUGAGUAAGCCGGCAAUUGACCCGUUUGCUUGCCGUUUGUUUGGAGGUAAACCCUGGUAUGAAUUGGCAAAUGAAUUUCCCUCUAUCUUUACCGUUGAUGUAAUCUUGAGCAGUGCAAGCUUGGUAUCUCUGCUCCAGGAAGUAUUCCAUGAUACAGUGGCCAUUUAUUUCGUCACUCUUGACAUUUCAUCUGCAUUCCUGCAAAGUGCUUUUA
Messenger RNA from Phragmites australis (common reed), 1783 nucleotides. RefSeq lists its product as uncharacterized. Lineage: Eukaryota; Viridiplantae; Streptophyta; Magnoliopsida; Poales; Poaceae. The transcript is spliced from 2 exons. The record is from RefSeq and is a predicted model, not a curated record. Bases 646 to 1386 code for a protein of 246 amino acids.